CUCACCUCCCAUUUUCAAUCUCUACUCUCACAUUCUUCUUUUUAUCAUUCUCUUCACACGCUUUGUUCCUGACAAUUCCCUGACACAUUUCUCUCUCUCUCUCUCGCUGGCUCAAGUAGAUUUUGUGUCAGAAGAAUUCAAGUUUUCUUUUGUCCUUGUGAGCAAGGAGGCCCCUUUGUGUCAGAAGAAAAUCUUGCUAUUCCACAAUUGUUUCUCUUUCAUUCCUCUAUCCCCAAAACACACACAUAUAUAUAUACAUGCCCAACUGUUCAAAACCCUAAAUUUUGCUGCAAGUCUAGCACUUAAUUUCUCCAUAUCCCUCUCUUUUUGGCCUCCAUGACUCCUCAUCACGUAUCCAUGAAACCUCAUCAAAUAUCCAUGAAACCUAGCUCUAUUAAAACUAGGUUUGCUUAUGGGUUUAUGAGAACCCUAAAGAGACUCAGCAAGAGAAAGCCCACUUCAUCAUCGUCCCCAAGAGAGAUUUUCCGAUCAUAUCGUAUGAUAAAAAUGGCUUCUGAUGCAUCCAUGGCUUCUGCAGUGGGGUGUAGAAGAGCAUGGAGCCAUGCGAUGCUUUGGAAAAUUCGAUGCCAAUUGCCGCGUAGGUGCCAUGCUUUGGGGAGAAGAAAAAGAUCUAGAACAGAUGGGUGCAGGAGAAGAGGUGUGGCAAACAAAGCUGAAAAAGAGCUUGGUUUAGGCCAAACUGAUGAGCUUAGAGAUCUUGUGCCGGGCGGUGAAACCAUGGAUUUAAAUAUCUUGUUGGGUGAAACUGCACACUACAUAAAGUGCCUCACAACCCAGCUUGCUUGUAAUUCACUGAUUUCAUAUGUCCUGCCUCCUCCUCACUUAUUUGCUUUUUCCCCCUUUUUAUAUGUUUGAUAUGAACUAAACACUAUGUGUUGACUUUUAGUCAGGUGUUCCAGGUGAAGAUAGGAGGUGCUAUGAAGGUGAUGAUACAUAUAUCUAUAUCUAUUUUAUUAUAUAAAGUGUAUAUUUCAGUUAAUAUGAAUGUUGUCACUUUUUUUUCUUUUUUUCAAAAUAUUUUUUUCAAUCAGUAACUGUCAACUAUUGAAUGUUUUACUCACUAUCAAACUUUUCAAAACAGUUAAUCCGUUUUUCUCAAUCAUCAAACUAUCUAAAAAUUUAACUAUAAAAUUGCAAAUGCAUUGCGUUUGCACAAAUCGCUAGUACAUAUUGCAAAAUUUCAACGAUUAAACCUCCUCCCAAUUUAUUUAUUUAUUAUUAUUGAAACAAGAGAGGAAGUGGAAGAAGUUCUUGUCAUAUUGACUGAUACAUUUUUUGAUCAGCAUAGUGACUGAUACAUAGUUUUUCAUCUUUUGGGUUUCUCAUCAAGGAGUCUGGAGUCACUAACCAAAUGACUCCAAUCAAUAUCACUCUUUUGUGGUACAUUUCCAUUUAGUUUUAAAAGAGCUAACUGACCUAAUUUGUAGUAUUUGUUUUGUUUUGUUUUUUUGAUUUUUUUUAAAUUUUUUUAUUUUUUUUAAAUAAAAAUAAAAUAAAAUAAAAUAAAAGUUGAAGUCUUGUGCAUUACCAUAUUUUUGGUCAAAAUCUCAAUUGAAAGGAAUUUUUUCACCUUCUUCAAGCCAACUUUCGAAAUUUAUGCAAAGAAUCUCAAGUUAGUACAUUAUUUUUACAUAUAUGUAAUAUAUAUUUUAAAUUUUUUAUCCUUUUUGUAUGCACAGAUUUUCUUGAUAAAAUUGUGAAAAAACUAGAAUUGUUAAAAUCUAUUUUAUGCAUGUAAAUUCAACAUGUAGAGAUAUAAAAGUUGUUAUUAUAUUUGGAACAUUCUAAAUAUUAGUUAUGCUUUUUUCCAUGUCAAAAGGAACAAACUAUUCUAUGAUUUACACAAAUUAGCCACUUGGAAUUUCAAAGAGGUACUCUUAGGAUAAGCAGAGAACAUUGAUCUAGUUGAUGCUUUCUUUUUUCUUUUUUUAAGUUUUUUUUAUUUAAUAAAUGAUCCUAACUGAAUCAUUAAAAAUCUUCAGUUUUCACCAUUGUUAUAUUUAUUACAAAAUCAUUAAAAAUCUUUAAACUAGACACUCGAAACUAGGGCUAUAAACAAAACGUAAUCUUCAUGAAUAGUUUCUUGCACAAGUUCAUUCAAUUCUGUAUUCGAUUUGAGCUUGAACCUAAAUUUGAGCACGAUUAAUAAAUGAGUUGACCUUGAAAAACAAGCUCGUAUUGUUUUGGCUCAAUUUAUUGUUUACUAGUUAUGGAUGCAAAAGCGAUGCAUUGGCAAUUUUACAUUUAAAUUUUUGGAUAGUUUGAUUAUUGAGAAAAAUUGAAUAGAAUUUUUUUUUUAGCGGUUUUAUGAAUAAGAAAAAUCAUUCAUACUUAUUGGAUGGAAAGGAAAUUUUUAGAAAAUGAAAAAAACAUGACAGCAUUCAUACCAACUCAGGUGUAU
This is a messenger RNA of Camellia sinensis, 2422 nucleotides long. The record is from RefSeq and is a predicted model, not a curated record. NCBI's taxonomy places the organism in Eukaryota, Viridiplantae, Streptophyta, Magnoliopsida, Ericales, Theaceae.